AGUCAUCAACAGCACUGCCCCAUCAGGGAAGUCAAAGACGGAAAAGGAACUCUUUCAGACCUUUCAAGUGCCCCCUCCUUUCCUUAAAGUCUUUUAUAGGGGACUUCUUCUUGGAGUCUCCAUCCUGUGAGUCAGGUCUGAAAGGGCACAGAUAGGUCACAGCCAGCAUUGUUGGGGCAGGCCUGCAAGCAGCAUCAUUGGGGAUCUGACAUGACGAUGGCCGCCUGCACCCUCUGAGGGCUACAGGACUUACCCCGUUGGGAAGCAGCUAAGCAGGUCUGACCAGCUGACCUGGACCUGGCCAAGGGUCCUGUCAUCCCUCAUGGCCACCCCACCAUUCCGACUGUUAAGGAAGAUGUUUUCCUUCAAGGUGAGUAGAUGGAUGGGGCUUGCCUGCUUCCGGUCCCUGGUGACAUCCUCUCCCAGUAUUCGCCAGAAGAAACUAAUGCACAAGCUGCAGGAGGAAAAGGCUUUUCGUGAAGAGAUGAAAAUUUUUCGUGAGAAAAUAGAGGACUUCAGGGAAGAAAUGUGGACUUUCCGAGGCAAAAUCCGUGCUUUCCGGGGCCAGAUCCUGGGUUUUUGGGAAGAGGAGAGAUCUUUCUGGGAAGAGGAGAAAAGCUUCUGGAAAGAGGAAAAAUCCUUCUGGGAAAUGGAAAAGUCUUUCAGGGAGGAAGAGAAAACUUUUUGGAAAAAGUACCGCAUUUUCUGGAAGGACGAUAAGGCCUUCUGGAAAGAGGACAAUGCCUUAUGGGAAAAAGACCGGAACCUUCUUCAGGAGGACAAGGCCCUGUGGGAGGAAGAAAAGGCCCUGUGGGUAGAGGAAAGAGCCCUCCUUGAGGAGGAGAAAGCCCUGUGGGAGGAUAAAACGUCCCUCUGGGAGGAAGAGAAUGCCCUCUGGGAGGAGGAGAGGGCCUUCUGGGUGGACAGCAAUGGCCACAUUGCCAGGGAGCAGAUGCUCGAAAAUGGGUUCCACAACGCCGACAGAGGGCAGCGCUCGCUGGCCUUCUCCCGAGGCAGGGCAUAACCAGCAUGCAGGUGCAGGGCCCUGUGGUCCAGACUCCCCUGGGUUGGGAUUCAAGUCCAGGGUGAACUCAUGUGCUGGAGAAAAAACACACUCAUUGGUCUCCUUGUUUUGAAAGAUCCAAUAAAGUCCUGAGGCAAGGUUUGGAAAUCCAACUU
Rhinopithecus roxellana (golden snub-nosed monkey) is the source of this 1179-nucleotide messenger RNA. RefSeq names its product coiled-coil domain containing 70 (gene CCDC70). Lineage: Eukaryota; Metazoa; Chordata; Mammalia; Primates; Cercopithecidae. The transcript has 2 exons. The coding region runs from base 323 to 1024 and encodes 233 amino acids. The record is from RefSeq and is a predicted model, not a curated record.